CUCCCCUCCCCCGGUCUCUGUCACUAGGUGAUGGUGCAGCCAAGAUGGCGGCUGGAGCGUGAGCGGAGGCGGCUCCGCUCCCCGACCGCGGGAGGAGGCAGCGCAGCGAUGAGCCGCGUCCCCGGCCCCGUUGGGUUCCCGUGAGGCUCGCAGGGAGCGGGCGGCGCCCGGGCCAUGGCGGGGAUUAUCAAGAAGCAGAUCCUCAAGCACCUCUCCAGGUUCACCAAAAACCUGUCACCUGACAAGAUCAAUCUGAGCACACUAAAAGGGGAAGGUCAGCUGACCAACUUAGAGUUUGAUGAAGAGGUGCUUCAGAACAUGCUGGAUCUUCCAACAUGGCUUGCUAUAAACAAGGUCUUUUGCAAUAAAGCAGCUAUUAGGAUACCAUGGACAAAAUUGAAAACUCAUCCAAUCAGUCUGUCCCUGGAUAAAGUAAUAAUGGAAAUGAGUACUUGUGAAGAACCACGUGCCCCUAAUGGACCAUCACCUAUAGCGACUGCAUCAGGACAGAGUGAAUAUGGCUUUGCUGAAAAAGUGGUAGAAGGAAUUUCUGUUUCUGUGAACUCCAUUAUAAUCCGGAUUGGAGCGAAAGCUUUUAAUGCUUCAUUUGAACUUUCCCAGCUGAGAAUAUAUAGUGUAAAUGCAACCUGGGAACAUGGUGAUCUAAGAUUUACUCGAAUACAAGAAUCUCAGCAUGGAGAGGUAUUAACUUUUAAAGAGAUCAACUGGCAAAUGAUCAGAAUAGAAGCGGAUGCAAUCCAGAGUUCUCAGCAUGAAAUCAUGAGUGCUCCAGUUCGACUGAUUACUAACCAAUCAAAAAUCAGGGUUACACUUAAAAGAAGGUUAAAGGAUUGCAAUGUAGUGGCAUCAAAACUGGUUCUAAUACUAGAUGAUUUGCUAUGGGUUUUAACUGAUUCCCAGUUGAAAGCUAUGGUACAAUAUGCCAAAUCUCUUAGUGAAGCAAUAGAGAAAUCAACAGAACAAAGAAAAAGUUUGGCUUCUGAACCCACACAGAGUUCCGCCCCUGUACCAACCCCUCAGCAAGUGAAAGCACACCAGACUUCAGCAGCACCUGAUCAAAAUGAUGCAAUUGUAAAACUGUUCAGUGAUUUUGAUGUUAAGGAAACUUCUCAUCACUUAGUAAUUUCUCAUUUGGACCUGCAUAUUUGUGAUGAUAUUCACUCUAAAGAAAAAGAAUCAAACAGAAGUAUUACAGGAGGAGCUAUGCAGAUUUCCUUUAGCCAUUUAACUGUGGACUACUACCCUUUUCACAAAGCAGGAGACAACUGCAGUCACUGGAUGCAUUAUAGUGAUGCCACCAAAACCAGAAGUGGAUGGGCCCAAGAAUUAUUAGAUGAGUUCAAAAGCAAUGUUGAAUUGCUUAAACAGGCUGUGAAGGAUCAUAAUAUAGAUUCUCCUACUAACUCCCCACCUCAUGGUUCUCCUCCAAACAUACAAACAGGCAAGGACCAACAGAUACCUAAAGGAACUUCUAGGGCUGCUUCUGUAUCUCCCCAACAACCAAAGGAUAAACUCAUGUCCAGUCCUGUUGUUGUUAGACUUGCAGAUUUCAAUAUAUACCAGGUCUCUACAGCAGACCAAUGUCGUUCUUCCCCUAAAACUCUGAUUUCUUGCAAUAAAAAGUCACUUUAUCUUCCACCAGAAAUGUCAGCUAUUCAUAUUGAAUUCACUGAAUACUACUAUCCAGAUGGAAAAGACUAUCCUAUUCCAUGUCCGAAUCUUUAUGUGCAACUGAAUGCUCUGCAGUUCACUCUGGAUGAGAGAAGUAUUCUUUGGCUAAAUCAGUUUGUGUUGGAUGUAAAACAAAGUCUCAAUCAGUUCAUGGCCAUGUAUAAAUUAAAUGACAAUUCAAAAUCUGAUGAGCAUGUUGAUGUUAGAGUGGAUGGACUUAUGUUAAAGUUUAUCAUUCCCUCGGAAAAGAAACCUGAAAUCCAUAAAGAUCAGCCACGUGCAAUUUCUAUUCAGAGUUCUGAAAUGAUUGCUACAAACACAAGGCACUCGCCAAACUGUAGACACUCUGACCUGGAAGCCUUGUUCCAGAACUUCAAAGACUGUGAAUUUUUCAGUAGAACUUUCACCAACUUUCCCAAAUCUCAUGACAAUUUUAAUCUUCUGCACCCAAUCUUCCAGAGACAUGCUCAUGAACAAGAUACUAAGAUGCAUGAUGUUUAUAAAGGUUAUAUCACCCCAAAGCUAAAUAAAUAUGCACUAAAAACAUCUGCUGCCACUGAUGUCUGGGCUUUGCAUUUUUCCCAAUUUUGGAUAGAUUAUGAAGGAAUGAAAAGUGGGAAAGGCCGACCAGUAAGCUUUGUGGAUUCAUUCCCACUCUCCCUUUGGGUUUGCCAGCCAAUGAGAUUUGCACAGUCACAAAAGGAACUCUUUUCUUAUGAUCAAACACCUUUUAACAUUCCAAGAAGUGACUCUAGUGACCUAGCUAAUAGACUUCAGCGCAAAAAACUUUUGAGGGAAUAUUAUAGCACUGAGACAGAGCCCUUGACCAAUGGCAUUCAAAAGCUUCAUCCUUCAGACAGCACUUCAGGAGUUCUGUCUGCAAGUUCUUCCUCUGAUGCAGAUGUACAUGUCCUUAUUCAUAUUCAAAAACAUGUGAGCGUGCAAAUCAAUCAUUACCAGUUCCAUUUCUUAUUGUUGCUCCAUGACUCCCUUGUAUUGCUCCUGGAAAACCUAAGGAAAGAUGUUGAAGCAGUGACAGGCAAACCUGCACAGCAAACAGAUGUCUGCAUUGGGAUCUUACUUGAAAGUGCAGAAAUAGCUCUGUUGCUCCAUCCAGUGGCUCAAGCAAAACCCUGCAAGUCUCCAGUUUUGGAAGAAGAAAGUCUCAGGGCAGAAGAUCUUUCACCUUUGGAAAAUGAGGAAACUCUUGUAUCAGAGAGUAAACUAAUAACUAAUGAUAUAACACAGACUGAUAGUGUGGAUAUUAAUUAUGUAACUGAGUCCGCGAGCACUGAGGUUAACAAAGUCAUUUUGAUGGACCCCCUUCUUUUUAAAUCAGAUAGUGAUAUGGAUUUUCAGAAGGGAAUAUCAUUUUCAGAUGAUACAUCGGAUACGUGUUUGGGGAAAACACAUGAAGAUGACUGUAGUGGACUUUUUAGUAGGAGUGAUUCAGAAGAAGUUUGUGUGGCAUUAAGUGACAAAAGUAGCUUGUAUUCUAGGGAUUUGGUGAAUGUUUUAAAUAACAGAGAAGAUUCUAUUGAGUUAUUCAUUGAUAAAGAGAAUGACAAAAAUAUUUUUUCAAAUAAGUUAACUGAUCAGAAAAAUGGAACUGAAGGCUCUCCUGUUAAAGUGACAGACUUAGAACCAGAAACAGCCUUACAAUCUGAAGAGCUUGAAAUCAACAAAGAAAAAGUGUCUACAGUUAGAAUGAUUGCAACCCAGUCUACAUUAAGUGGAAAGCCUAAGGAACGCUGCCAGUCCAACCUCCCUGCAUUCUCUGUUUCUUAUAAGAACAUGAAGAGAAGUCCAUCACAAGUCUCUUUGGAUACCAUUUCUAUUGAUAGUAUGAUGUUAGAAGAACAUUUGCUAGAGAGUGAUGGAAGUGACAGCCAAAGCUUUAUGGAGAAAGCUAUCACAGGCAUGAAUUACCAAAGGCCAGCAGAAAGUGUGCAAGAUGAAGUUACAGGAGUUGACAAUUAUGGUGGGUCAUCUCCAGAUGCCAUCAGUGCAGCUUCAGAGAGUGCCCAGGAGACUAAUGAAGAAAUGAUGUCUGUUGUGGUUUUUAAAAUCUUUGGCGUUAAUGGUGAAAUUGACAUCAAAGGUGAAGACACAGAAGUAUGCCUUCAGGUGAAUCAGGUGAUACCAAGCCAGUUGGGCAAUAUCAGUGUUCGACAUUAUCUUUGCAACAGAACUGUUGGUUCAGAUCAUAAAUCUGUGGCUGGACCAAUUAAGUCAUCACCUGAAAUUAAUUUGAGAUGGGAAAAUGGGCCAAGUGCUGUAGUACACUCUCUGCUGGCUGUAAAAAAUGGCUUUCUACAGUGUCACGUAGAGAAUUUUAGUGCUGAAUUCCUAACAUCUUCCCUCACGAACAUUCAGCAUUUUCUAGAAGAUGAAACUGUUGCAGCAGUAAUGCCUAUGAAGAUUAAAGUUUCUAAUACAAAGAUUAAUUUAAAAGAUGACAGCCCACGUGAUAAUCUCUCAGCUCCUGAACCAGCCCCUGUAACACUGCAUAUUGACCUACUUUUGUUAGAGAGGAAUGACGAUGGUUCUUUUUGCAUCAGAGUAGCACCUAGAAUCCACAGCCCCAUUGUGCCAGAUUCUGUACAUAUAAUAAGGAAAUAAGUUAAAGCACUGUAUGAUGGAAUGCUGAACCAGCACUCUCAUCACUGAUUAACCUGUUACCCCUCUGGGAGGGGGCUGAUUAAGGAGAGGAGUCUCUGAUUACCAGAUGAGUUUGGAGCUCGCAUACUAAUUAGCCCAUUAACAAGAAGAGUGGAUAAAAGAGCACAGGAAGGAAGUGGGAGAUGGAGAGAAGCAGAAGAAAGAGAGAGAGGUUGGGCCUGACAAAAUGGAGUUCUCUGGGAGGAGACACCUUUUCUCCCCCCUCCCUUUUGGAGAAAGGACAGUAAAACUGGAUGACAUUGUAAAUACUGUGACUAAUUGAAUGUAGAAGGUGGUAGAGUAAAACACUAAAUAAACUUAACAGUGGUGUGUACAUGAGGGAAGACCUCUGAGUGAUCUGUGUGAAGCAAAGAGGACAGGAGCAGUAGAUACCUUAUCAGAUGUAGUUCAAAACAAAAAAAUUCUCUGUCUAGAACAAGUAUCUGCUUGUGAUUCUGUGUAUUAUGGAGGUACUAGAGCAGUUCCAUAGGAAGGAUUGCAUUGACAUUUGCAUCUAAAACUGGGAUUUAACCUCUUUGUUACAUAUGAAAAACAUAUCUGUGUGCAUACACUCAUUUGCGUACAAACACGUAGUUUGUCUGGGUGUGUGGACAUAUGCAGUACGAUUUGUGUGUAUAUAGUGUAACAACAUGGCAAUAAAGACUUCUACCACUUACCUUGCACGGAUACUUAAUGAAUCCACCUAUAUAAAGUGAGGAUAGCUUGCAUAUAUUUUUGUGUUAUACAUCAUCUGGUACAUUAGAAUUAUGCUUCUUAGUCAUCUUAGAUGCUUCAAAACUGAAAACUGUGAGUGUUUGUUGUUGUAUGUGCAAAUAUACAAUUCUAAGGUCUCUUUCAAUCAUUUGUAUCCUUCUCCCCAUUGGGUAAAAUUUAUUUAAGUUAUAAAGUUCUCUUAUGUUUCCCUAAUCCUUUGGUGUAGACGACUUAGGUGCAGUGGAUGCCAAAGUGGAGGUCAAGUACCUUCAGCAAUGAAGAGAUAUGUGUAUCUGUAUACAUAGUCAUGAACCCUGAAGUAUGUUUUUUUUAAUACAAUGGCAAAUUCAUGUAGUUUAGAGAGAAAUGUUUAUGAAGAUUUAGAUUACUAAAAAACUGCACCUCUCAUUUUGCGCUGCCUGCAAGUACAUUAAACACUCGAGUGUAUCUUUAAUCAUGUUAAAUGGAAGAAAGUUUCUUUAAUGUUAAACUUGGAAAUAUUUAAAAUUGUCUUGUGUUAAGGACCUGGUUCACACGUUGUCUUCAUAUGUAAGUACAGGCCCCAUCCUGACUGGAACCCUUGGGGUACGUCUACACUUCAGUUAAAACCCGCGGAUGACUUGAGUUCAUGGGACUUGGGCUGCGGGGCUGUAUAAUUGCAGUGUAGACACUCAGGCUGGAGCCCACGCUCUGGGACACCAGGAAGCAGGAGGAUCUCAGAGUCUAGGCUCCAGCCCGAGCCUGAUUGUCGACACCACAACUUUACAGCCCCGAAGCCCAAGCCCCAUGAGCUCAAGUCAGCUGACACUGGCCAGCCGUGGGUGUUUAACUGCAGCCUAGACAUACCCUUAGGCACUAUUGUAAUACACAUUUAUUAUUAUUAUUUUAUUACUAUUAACAGACAAAACUCCCAUUGACUUCAGUGCAAGUUACAUGCAUAUGAACAUCCCAGUCCAAAAUAUUAUUUAGAUUUUUUUGAAUAGUUAGUUUCCAUAUGUUUAGUUAAUUAAUCAUUUAAAGUAAUUUUUCCAUGAUGAUGAUUUUGACAUUGUUCAUAUUUACUAUUUCUUUAAGCUGCCAUAUAUAUAUAUAUAUAUAUAUAUAUAUACACACGCACACCUUUUCUCUCCCUUCCAAGAUGUAUACCUUUUAUUUUAAUGUGAUAUUGACAAGAAGGUGUAGGUAUAGUUAUACUUAAUGUUAAAAUUGUACUUGUUGGCCGUUUUAAUUCAAUAUUAACAAGAUUCAAUAAAAAUUAAACAUUUCAAACUUCCUGCUGUGUCUCUAUG
Messenger RNA from Chelonia mydas (Green sea turtle), 6356 nucleotides. It is a transcript of the gene BLTP3B, whose product is annotated as UHRF1 binding protein 1 like. The transcript is spliced from 20 exons. The record is from RefSeq and is a predicted model, not a curated record. Lineage: Eukaryota; Metazoa; Chordata; Testudines; Cheloniidae. Bases 175 to 4314 code for a protein of 1379 amino acids.